AAUAAUUUUUUAUUGUUUGAAAAGAACACAAAAUUUUUUAAACUAUUUUCAAUAGAAAAUUUUUGAAGUUGAAAUUGUUGAAGUUGUUGCGAUUCUCCUCGCCUUCCAUACCAGCUUCCGUUCAGGUCUGUCUCUCUGACGACAUUCCAUCGCCAGUCGACCGCCAUCGCCGCCAUUUCUCUCCUUCCCUUCCUUUGUGGAGCCUCUUUUCCUCUCUCCACUCGAUUGCAGGUCUGGUGUUAAAAGAAAUAGAAUUUGUCUUUGCAAUUUUUUCAUUCCUCCCUCCCUCUCUUCCAUUUAACCUUUUUAUUGUUGAAUUCAAUUUUAACGCCCUCUCUGUGCUCACCCCUAACGCCCUCACCUCAAAGUGCCUCGCCUCUGAGCUCCAUCCAGGCAUCCACUUCCAGCGGCGCUUCCACCAUCCACCGUCCAGCCUCUAGUCUUUUUCUGAGUAGAGCCACCGGCCAUGCACGCAUCUCGCCGCGAGAUUCUCACGCCUGUGCCUCCACUCUCCUCCCGACUGGACUGAUUAACCAUCGUCGAUUAACUUUCGUCUCGUCACUCUUCACUAUGCUGCGGCUGCUGCGGGACUCGGCGACGCUGAAUCCUCCUCAGUCCUCACCUCAGUCCUCUAUUGCUCUUUAGUCUCUCUUUCCACGCAAUCAUCGGCGUCGGCCGUCACUCUUUAUCGGCUCUCCACGCAUCGUUGGGCCGUCGGCAAUUUGGUCGUGCUUCCUCAGUCCUCAGUCCUCUCCGAGUCUCUGUGUGGCGCUUCCAGCCUUGAGCCUUCCACAGUCCGUGGACCAAACUCCGGGACCAAAAGUGCCUCUCGCGCCUCCAGCCCUCGGUUGUGUCGUACAUCGCUGCCUGCCAGUGCCACCGUGCUGUUGAACUUGAAUAAACUGUAGAAGAAAGAUUGAAGGGGAAGGCAUCAAGGCACUCAAACCAGUGAAAGAAAUCACUUUCCAAAUAAAGGGUUGACGCAGCACCAAAGGCAAUAGAGUGGAGUGGUAAGCAGGAAUUUAAAGGGUUUGGCUUGCCUUUUUUCUUUCUCUCUACGAAGACGGUUUCUGUAGAAAGCAAGUUUCGGACAUUUGGAAAUUUUCCUUUAGUCUCCUCUACUACCUGUAUGACCUCCUCAUACCAGGAAACCACUGUCAUUAUGGAAAAUGGGAAAGAAGCUGAGCUUAAAAGUUUCUUGGAAGUCCUUCCCUCAGUAGAAUUUUGCUGCGUCUAUGGCUCAGCGCUCCAUCCAAAUAAUUAUGACAAGUCAUCCAUGGUAGAUUAUAUUCUUGGUGUAUCAGAUCCUCAACAAUGGCAUUCUGAGAAUUUGAAGUUAAAUGGAGAUCACUAUGCCUCAUGGAUGGUGCAUUUUGGAGGGGCAAAACUGAUAACUGAAGUUGCAGAAGAGAUUGGUGUUGGCGUGCAUUUCAAUCCUUUCAUAACAUGGAAGGGGAAGAUGCUCAAGUAUGGGGUUGUUAGAAUGCAUGACUUGGUUCAGGACAUAAUGAAUUGGAAGAGAUUCUACUUGUGUGGUCGUCUACAAAAACCGGAAGAUCUGUAUUCCAAAAUAUGUAGUCUAUCGUAUAUGGGAGACUUGCGCAUGCUUUUUGCGGAGGACAAAAACAAGGUGAAGAAGAUUGUACAAGGACAAUUUGGUCUAUUCCAAUCAAUGUAUACACCAUUACUUCAAGAAUACGAGGCCAAAGAGUUACUAAGAUUCUCCUCAUUCAAUAGUCAUCAGGCAAAUAUCUCUCAGGAUUGUGGUUUGUCGGUAACUCGCUCUCUUGUUCGUGCUCUUCCACCAUUAGUCAGAAGCAAAAUGGGGAUGAAGCUGGGAGAGGAAAACGUUUUGACUGAUUCUGGAAGAGUUUUACGUGAAGUUUUGAUUGGUUCAAGAGAAGAGGCUGCAAGAUGCAUGCAAAACGUUAUAAGGCGUACAGUCAUGGUUUCCAGUUUAAGACAGGCUGCCUCUGGUCUCCUGGCUGUUGGCGGUAUUAAUUCCACUAGAUAUCUUGCUAGUAAAAUGCGCAAGGCUUGGAAAUCAUGGACUUGAUUUUGUGCAAAUUUUAAUUCCUUUGGUUUCCUAGUAUAUUGAAAUUAGUUCUGCUAGACUAAAGGUAUGUAUUUCUUACGUGCAGAGGUAGAAACACAUAGUAAAGCGUGGGUAUCUAAAAACUAGGUGAAUAGAUUCUGAGAGCAAGUUUUGUUUUGCUAAAUGCUAAUCCCUUUUCAUAAUCUUGUGCGAGAUGAAGCGUUUUAUUUUGUUGUUUUUGCA
Molecule: messenger RNA, 2278 nt
Organism: Manihot esculenta (cassava)
Lineage: Eukaryota; Viridiplantae; Streptophyta; Magnoliopsida; Malpighiales; Euphorbiaceae
Product: phosphatidate cytidylyltransferase, mitochondrial
Exons: 12
Coding region: 1130-2056 (308 amino acids)
Biological process (GO): CDP-diacylglycerol biosynthetic process; cardiolipin biosynthetic process
Cellular component (GO): mitochondrion
Molecular function (GO): phosphatidate cytidylyltransferase activity
Source: RefSeq, a predicted model, not a curated record